AUGGGAAAAGAUGGGAAUGAUGGUUUCUUUCAUGUGGUAUUUGCAAUCAUAGAUAAUGAAACGGAUGCGAACUUGAUGUGGUUCUUGUCAAAGCUUGGAGAUACUAUAUACGAUGAUGACGAAUAUGUGAAACUUAUUACAUUUAUAUUUGAUAGGUCUAAGGGCCUUAUCAAUGGUGUUGCGAAGGUAUUCCCUUCCUCACUACAUGCAUAUUAUUUGCGCCACUUGGAAGCAAACUUCAUGAAAGCAAAUGUCAGACUUGAAUUCGAUGACGCUGUUGCCGAUAUGUUAAACACAUCGGCAGAUGCACAUCAAUGGUUGAUACAAAAAACCGAUCGGGCGCACUGGCAAACUACAUGUUCAAAGGUGAGAGAUGGAGGGAGACUCGAUAAGAUUGAGGAACUUGUUGAAGAGUCUCGCAACCUACUGGUCUGCCGUUCCGACGGUGACCAUUUUGAAGUGGUUGACCAGAAGAACUACUGCAUCAGUUUGAACGCUCGGACAUGCUCAUGUCGUAGGUGGCAGGUAUAUGGCAUUCCAUGCAAACAUGCUUAUGCGGCAAUACUACAGACAGACACAAAUAUUCAUCGAUAUGUCGAUGACUACUUCACAGUGGAUGCUUACCGACAAGCAUAUACAGAAGUCAUAUUCCCAGUACUAGAUAAUGACAAGCACAAGUAG
Dioscorea cayenensis subsp. rotundata (Guinea yam) is the source of this 681-nucleotide messenger RNA. RefSeq lists its product as uncharacterized. The transcript has 3 exons. The record is from RefSeq and is a predicted model, not a curated record. NCBI's taxonomy places the organism in Eukaryota, Viridiplantae, Streptophyta, Magnoliopsida, Dioscoreales, Dioscoreaceae. Gene Ontology annotation, molecular function: zinc ion binding. The coding region runs from base 1 to 681 and encodes 226 amino acids.